Nanorana parkeri is the source of this 1305-nucleotide messenger RNA. RefSeq names its product mitochondrial ribosomal protein S35 (gene MRPS35). The transcript is spliced from 8 exons. Gene Ontology annotation, cellular component: mitochondrial small ribosomal subunit. The record is from RefSeq and is a predicted model, not a curated record. Gene Ontology annotation, molecular function: structural constituent of ribosome. The coding region runs from base 32 to 1273 and encodes 413 amino acids. Lineage: Eukaryota; Metazoa; Chordata; Amphibia; Anura; Dicroglossidae. Gene Ontology annotation, biological process: mitochondrial translation.
GCGCCGCGCUCCGUAGUUCGGGUGCUGCAAGAUGGCGGCGUCCAUGUUGAGCAGGGUGUCUGUGACCCUGCGGACCCCUGGACUGUGCAGUGUAGUGUGGAGGGUGCAGCAUUACAGCAAUGGCCUGCCCGACAAAGAAAGAAGGAAAGGUAAGGCUUUUGGUGUUUGUGGGGACAAAAGCUCCCAGCAUGCCCCUUAUCUGCCUAAGGAGGGGACUGUAACUUCCAGCAUGCCCUCUACGUGUAUCAGAAGGGACUACAACUUCCACCAUGCUCGCUAUCAGUAUCAGGGGGACAACAACCCUCAGUAUGCCCUCUGUCUGCAUCAGGACUACAGCUCAAAGCGUGCCUCCUAUCUGUCUCAGGAGGGGCAGCAACUCAUCCACCUCCUUUUUCAGUGGGACUACAACUCCCAGCUUCAGUGGGACUACAACUCCCAGCAUUUUGAUUUCAACACUCUACUUCAGGUUUUUGCUCCACGUACAGAAAGGAUGCCUCCGGAUCAAGACUGGACAAGCGUAUAUCCGACAGCGGCCUCUUUUAAGCCAUCGGCUGUGCCCCUUCCUGUGCGGAUGGGCUAUCCUGUGAAGAUGCGGGCACCCCCGGACAAGUAUGGUAACCUGGAACUUGUAAAGAUUCCCAACUUCCUUCACCUAACCCCCCUGGCUAUAACGAAGCACUGUGCGGCUCUAAAAGAGUUCUGCACUGAGUGGCCGGCUGCACUUUCCGACGAUGACCAGUGCAAACAGCAUUUCCCUUUAGAACUCCAGUCUGUGGAUUUUGUGUUCGCUGGGCCAUCCAUCCGCAACCCCAAAGCCAGGGUAGUGACCCUGCAGAUAAAGCUUUCUAGUUUGAAUCUCGAUAAACAUGGCAGAAGAAAGCUGAUUAAACUUGUUGGGUCUCGGUACAAUGAAGAGAAUGAUACUUUGACAAUCCAGACAGACAGGUGUCCCUUAAGGAGGCAGAAUGAGGAUUAUGCCAUGUACCUGCUGACAGUCCUCUACCAUGAGUCCUCUAAAACUGAAGCGUGGGAGAACGAGAAGGAGGAGGGUGACAUGGAUGAGUACAUCUGGGAGGGCAGCAGGUCUGAAAAGAACGUCCUACAGGUGCUUUCCAAGUUUCACGAUGCAUCUACCUCCAGCGAGGAAAUCCUCCAGUCUCCCAGUGUGCAGGAAUACCGCAGCGCAAUGCUGAACCUGCGCAACGAAGGCGAGACGGAAGACAGUAUCAGCGCCUACAAGCAAAGCGUGAAGCAGAUGCUGGGCUUCGCAUAACCACCUCCCUGGAUCUCUAGACUGUGCAACUG